AUGACAUCGACGGUGCAGACGAACCAGCCAGCCUCUACCCCAACAAACACUGCAGCGCCCGCUACUAGAACAGUGUCCAAGCACGCGGUCGUUGGUGGACUUUCUGGUGCGAUUGCUGGCUUGCUCAUGGUCGGUGCUCUGAUAUUCUUCUGCUUUCGGCGCAGGCAGAGGAGGAGAGACGACGACGUCGGAGAGAGCACAGAGCUCGAUGAGAAGAUAUUCCGGCCAACGUUACUACGAAAGUGGACCGUUUUCAUGGCGCAAGCCACGCCCAAGCAGACGCCACAGAUAUCACCCGUGACUGUAGACGAAGAACACCACAUCAUACGCAUGAGCACACAACACUGGGCUCGGCCAUAUGCUCCAGGUACCGGCGAAGGCUACCGAGAAUCAAUGCCUGCUGGCGCGCUGAGAGUGGUCAAUCCAGAUCGUAGCCGACCACAGACACCAGCAGCGUCGACCGACAGCCCAAGGGGCUAUCUGUUCAAACAACGGUCUGCAUUAGCGACAGUCUUACUCAGCGCCAGUGGCAACCGGUCACGAGCGAGUUCACGAUCGGGCAACCCACAACACAUUCCAGAGAUUACGAUCGAUCCUGCAUUGUCGCGCGAAUGUAUUGCGCCGACUGCGAUACCUCCAUCAUUUAAGUCAUAUCCGUCAGUCACUUCACUAGCCAUAGUACAGCAGCAGCCGCCGGAAGAUCCAUUUGUGACUCCGCCAGAGAAAACACAGGAGGAGAUGCUGCAGCGUGCGCUGAAACGACCAGGCCUGGCGCCAAUACAGAGCGCUGCCAGUCUUGCGCAACGAACGUUGAGCCAUGUGCUGCAACCCUUCCGCAGCAAGUCCAACAUGACGAUAAACCAUGCCGCUCCUUCGAACCGGAGCUCGAUAUCUUCUUUCAUGACCCGGCAGCGCAAUAGAGAUACAGAAUACUCUGAUCCCUUUGACCUGGACAGACCGAGUAUAAGGACAGUACCUAGUGCGUAUCUACGGAGCACUCGCGAUUAUGAGCAACGCUGGACUAUGACACAGUCACGAUAUGAAGGGUCGUGA
This is a messenger RNA of Recurvomyces mirabilis, 1053 nucleotides long. RefSeq lists its product as uncharacterized. The coding region runs from base 1 to 1053 and encodes 350 amino acids. NCBI's taxonomy places the organism in Eukaryota, Fungi, Ascomycota, Dothideomycetes, Mycosphaerellales, Teratosphaeriaceae. The transcript is spliced from 2 exons. The record is from RefSeq and is a predicted model, not a curated record.